GAGAACACUUGCUGAGGGAAGGAAAUCUUCUAAUGUCGAUAUCCAGGCGAUGUAUCACUCGAUAUCUAAAUGUCGGGGUCUCGUACAGCAGCUCAAUAGAGCGGAAACCGAUCCUUUUUAUAAGAAUUUAAUAUUGCGAUUGGAGGAAACUUUAACAAAUCAAACGAAUAUUCUACAAGCAAAAAUUGAACAACUAAACGGCAAAAAGAUUCAAAUGACCCAAGGUGACCCACAACAAAGAGUAAGGCGUAAUGCUAUUGAAGACACGAUUAUUACAAAAGGAGGAAUCAAGUUUCAGGAUAUUGCAGGAUUAAAUGAUGCGAAAGAAGCUCUACGAGAAGCCAUCAUAAUUCCUUUAUUGUUCCCUCACCUGUUUACAGGGAGUAUAAAGCCCUGGAAGAGGAUCCUGCUGUACGGACCCCCCGGUACGGGAAAGUCCCGCCUGGCCCAGGCCGUCUCCUCGGAGAUCAAGUCCACCUUCUACUGCGUCUCUAGCUCCGAUCUUGUGUCCAGCUGGGUCGGAGAGAGUGAGAAGUUGAUUAAGGAAUUGUUUCAUCAUGCAACGAAACAAACGGGCCGGUCUGUGAUCUUUAUCGAUGAGAUAGACAGUAUCUGUAGACAGCGGAGUUCCCGAGAGGAGGAGUAUAGCCGGCGGAUCAAGACGGAACUGCUGAAACAGAUGGAGGGGGCGGACACGGCGCACCUGUCCGACAAGAUCUUCCUCCUGUGUGCCACCAACUGUCCCUGGGAACUCGACUCUGCCUUCCUAAGGAGAUUCCAGAAACGAAUUUUUAUUCCGCUCCCGGAUAAGAAAGCUCGCAUCGAGUUGAUGAAAAUCCACACCAAGGACAACAAGAUUGUGAUGUCUGAAGAAGACUGGACGGUGCUGGGGGAGCAGACAGAGGGCUAUUCCGGAAGUGACCUCGCCAAUCUGACCUUGGAGUCGCUGUUCUGUCCAAUCAGAGAGCUUCAGACAUCCAAAAAAUGGAAACAGAAAGAUGAUCAGUUUGUUCCGUGUAAGGAGGAUGAAGACGCAGAUCUGAAGGCUUCCAUCGUGGAGAUACCCGCGGACAAGGUUCGUCCGCGUGAGGUUACACUCAACGACUUUCUGUCCGCUUUGAAAACGCAUAGAAAAACAGUUACCCAGGAGGAGAUACAAAAGUUUGAAAAUUUCACGAAGUCAAUGGGCGAACAAGGAUAAGCCAGUCAUCGUGCUUUGAGUUAAAGAAUAAAGGAGUUCACAAAUUAUAGAUCUGCUUUGAUAAAAAACACAAUGAAAUCAUUGUCAUUAAUAAUUAGUCUUUUUGGAAAUGAAGUCGAGUGCAGUAUAUGUCAUAAAAGGAAAGACUCAGACAAAAAUGAUGUUAA
This is a messenger RNA of Magallana angulata, 1368 nucleotides long. RefSeq lists its product as uncharacterized. The record is from RefSeq and is a predicted model, not a curated record. Gene Ontology annotation, molecular function: ATP hydrolysis activity; ATP binding. Gene Ontology annotation, biological process: endosomal transport; vacuole organization. Lineage: Eukaryota; Metazoa; Mollusca; Bivalvia; Ostreida; Ostreidae. The coding region runs from base 50 to 1201 and encodes 383 amino acids. The transcript is spliced from 9 exons.